Sorex fumeus (smoky shrew) is the source of this 2005-nucleotide messenger RNA. It is a transcript of the gene ALPK2, whose product is annotated as alpha kinase 2. Gene Ontology annotation, biological process: protein phosphorylation. The record is from RefSeq and is a predicted model, not a curated record. NCBI's taxonomy places the organism in Eukaryota, Metazoa, Chordata, Mammalia, Eulipotyphla, Soricidae. The coding region runs from base 1 to 1470 and encodes 489 amino acids. The transcript has 10 exons. Gene Ontology annotation, molecular function: ATP binding; protein serine/threonine kinase activity.
AUGGGAGCAGCGGACAGGCACCACGCCCAGGACCAAGCCCCCGGGGGUCCCCGAGAGCGGCGCGGCGCAGCCCAGAGACCCCCAACCUGCGUCUUCUGGCCCCGCAGGAAGACGGAUCCUGGAGAACAAGCAAGAGGCCCGAGCCUGCGGGCAGCGGGGCACCUCGCCGAGGGCGUGAAGAAGAAGAUCCUGUCCGGGUGGCGGCGCGUGCGGCUGCGGCUGGAGGAGAAGGAGAACGACGGGCGGAGGGGCGCGGCCCCCCACCCCGCAAGGGCCCUCGUGCCGGACAGGAAGGAGGCCAGGAGGCGCGGAGGGAAAGCCCCGGUAUUGCUGAAGAAGAUCCAGGCUGAGCUGUUACCAGACCACCCCGGGAAUCUGCAGCUAAGUUGCCAGUUUGCAGAGAUUCAUGAAGAUUCUACCAUCCGGUGGACAAAGGACUCAGAAUCCAUAGCCCAAGUGCAAAGAAGAGCAGGGGACAACUCCACGGUGUCCUUGGCCAUCGUGCAAGCCAGUCCGAAGGACCAGGGCCUCUAUUACUGCUGCCUCAACAACAGCUUCGGGAAAGCGACGGCGGAAUUUAACCUCACUGCACAAGUCCUGCAAGAGCUCUCCAGCUGCCCGGAUGUUAAAAGGUGCGAGGAGAUCGAGUUCAGCCAGCUCCUCUUCCGAGAGGACUUCCUGCGCGACAGCUACUUCGGGGCGCACGUGCGCGGCCGCAUCGCCACCGAGGCGCGGCACUUCGGCGAGGGCGUGCACCGCAAGGCCUUCCGCAGCCGCGUCCUGCACGGCCUCCCGCCCGUCUUCCAGCCCGGCCACGCGUGCGUGCUCAAGGUGCACAAUGCCGUGGCCUACGGGACCAGAAGCAACGACGAGUUGGUCCAGCGCAACUACAAACUCGCCGCCCAGGAAUGCUACGUCCAGAAUACAGCCAGGCACUAUGCCCAGAUCUACGCGGCGGAAGCUCAGCCUCUGGAAGGCUUUGGGGAGGUGCCAGAGAUCAUUCCUAUUUUUCUUAUCCACCGACCUGAGAACAACAUCCCGUAUGCGACCGUGGAGGAGGAGCUGAUCGGGGAAUUUGUCAAGUAUUCCAUGAGGGACGGGAAGGAAAUCAACUUCUUGAGAAGAGACUCGGAAGCUGGUCAGAAAUGCUGCACCUUCCAGCACUGGGUCUACCAGAAGACCGGCGGCUGCCUGCUGGUCACGGACAUGCAGGGGGUCGGGAUGAAGCUGACUGAUGUGGGCAUCGCGACACUGGCCAAAGGGUACAAGGGGUUCAAAGGCAACUGUUCCAUGUCCUUCAUCGACCAGUUCAAGGCACUCCACCAGUGUAACAAGUACUGCAAGAUGCUGGGGCUGAAGUCCCUGCAGAGUCACAGCCAGAAGCAGAAGAAGCCCAGCUGCGGUGUGGGGAAGGCGGAGGCUGCCUCCAGGAAGCCCGCCCUGGGUAACCCCUCCGAGAAGAAACCCUGAGGGCCCGGGACGCAGCGCCCCCUGCCGGCCACACUGUGCAGGCGCCUGGACCUACCCAUGCUUCCCAGCUCCAAGCCAUCCUGGCUCCACACCCAUCCCCUCUGUCUGCGUCCCCAGGGCUUGGGGCAGGAUCUGCGACCAGACUUCAGGAGACACCCCCCAGUGGCUCUGUUCCUGCACACCUUGUUAGCAUCUGGACCCGUGGUGGGACGUGGGUGCAUGCUGAACAGAGCUCCCCCUCAACCCCCCGCCCCAGGCCCAAGACCCUCCCCACCCCUGCUUCCCACCCGAGAUUUCUAGACUCGUCCACCCGCCUAUGGAACCAUGAGACCCCGAAUUCCUUCCUGGGGUCAAGGCCGCUGCCCGUGUGUGGAACAUGGGCUGCCUGGCCGGCUCCACCGCAUCCUCACUUCCUGCUCCAUUAAAUUCCCUCCGGAUUGGAAUCGAGUAAUUUCCUAGCCUGGUUGCGGGGGCCCAGACCUUCCUUUCCAUGGGGCCCUCCCCGUGUUCUUCGGUUUGUUGGGUUUGUUGGCCA